CUACCAACAUUAGUCCUUCGUUCGCCGGAUAUCCCAUCGAAUCCUUUCUUCUGACCAACUCGUUUUCGUUCUGUUAACCCGUCACAAAGAAGUGUAUAAUGAUUUACUAUAUGCUUAAAUAUUUAUUUAUAAGUAGUGAUAUCAUUAACCGAGCUAUAAAAUAAUAACAUUAAGUGUUACGCAAUGUCAUUUUAAUAUAAUAUUAAUAUCGGUUUUCUAUUAUUUAUCCCGCAAAAAAAGUGUAGUAGUGUAUUGCGUAAUUUUUGUGUAUUCUUAGUGCGUCAAAAAUCACAAAACGACCACCAUGGAACGCUUCAAGGUAAUGAAAGCUUCAGGAUCCAAACACAGUUUGAACAAGUACUAUGGGGCGACUGACGAAGACGUGGAGAAUACUACCGGCUUAUUGGAGAUGACCAACAUGAAUGGAACAUCGCAGAUAGAUGACGUCGAUAAUGAAGCUACAGAGUCGAACAUGUCGGCUGGGGCCAAUGAAAAAAAUACAAAACUUCAAGGAGCAACACCGCUAAUAUUAACUCCUGCCGAUAUUGAUAUAGAAGGUGAUAUUAAAGAUGAAACAUAUAGACCAGAAAAAAAUAGAAAUUCUGGAUAUGAAACGAAUUUAUACCUAUAUUCCGAUGAAUUGGAAGAUCGUCCAGAAGUGGCUACGUUUCUUAAUUCAAUGGCCAAUUAUUCAAAUACUAUUCCGAGUGCGACGGACUCAGAAAAUAAGCCAACCACAGCCCAACCAGCUAAGAUGGGUACUUUGGUUGGGGUAUACCUACCUUGUGUUCAAAAUAUUUUUGGAGUUAUUUUAUUUAUUCGACUUUCUUGGGUCGUCGGUACAGCCGGUAUAAUCUAUGGGUUUGGCAUAGUUUUAACAUGUUGCUGUGUGACAAUGCUAACGGCCAUAUCUAUGAGCGCAAUAGCUACAAAUGGGGUUGUUCCUGCCGGAGGACCGUACUACUUAAUCUCUAGAUCUCUGGGGCCUGAGUGUGGAGGAGCUGUUGGAAUGCUUUUCUAUACAGGAAUUACCCUAGCCGCCUCAAUGUAUAUUAUAGGAGCAGUCGAAAUUAUUCUUACGUAUAUGGCGCCAGAACUAUCAAUUUUCGGCGACUUUACCAAAAACCAAUCUGCUAUGCAUAACAAUUUUCGGAUUUAUGGAACCAUAUUACUUAUGGUUAUGAGUUCAAUAGUAUACGUGGGAGUGAAGUUUGUCAACAAGUUUGCUUCUGUGGCUUUAGCUUGUGUGCUGCUUUCCAUCAUGUCUGUUUACAUUGGAAUACUUUACAAUUACAACGGAAGUGACAAACUUUAUAUAUGCACAUUGGGAAGUCGUUUACUAAAAUACAUGGAUUUGAAACACUGCAACAAAGAUGUAGGAGGAUACUUGUAUAACCUUUAUUGUGCAAAUGGCACCCAGUUUUGCGAUAAAUAUUAUACUGACCAUAACGUUACAAUAAUAAAAGGCAUACGAGGGAUCAGCAGUGGUGUUUUCUUUGAAAAUUUGUUUGGAAAUUUUAUGGAAGCGGGACAAUAUAUAUCCAGAAGUCAUGACGUUGUAGAUAUACAACCGACACAAAAAAAUUCCUAUAACAUGGUGCUUGUCGAUAUAACUACUUCAUUUACAAUAUUGAUUGGAAUAUUUUUUCCUUCGGUAACUGGAAUAAUGGCUGGUUCAAAUAGAUCUGGAGAUCUUGCAGACGCACAAAAAUCAAUACCUAUCGGUACUAUUUUGGCUAUUAUAAGCACUUCAUCUGUAUACCUAUCAGCUGUAGUACUGUUAGGAGGCACAGUUGAUAGUUUACUAUUGAGAGAUAAAUUUGGGCAAAGUAUAAAUGGUCGUUUAGUUGUUGCUAAUAUUGCAUGGCCUAAUGAAUGGGUGAUUUUAGUCGGUGCUACAUUAUCAACAUUAGGGGCAGGACUUCAGAGUCUUACUGGAGCACCUAGGCUCUUACAAGCAAUAGCUAAAGAUGACAUUAUACCAUUUCUACAACCGUUCGCCAAGUCUUCAGCGAACGGUGAGCCCACGCGUGCUUUACUUAUUACAGUAGCUUUAUGUCAAGGUGGUAUUCUGAUUGGAAACAUUGACAAUUUGGCUCCAUUGUUAGCUAUGUUCUUCAUGAUGUGUUACGGAUUUGUAAACUUAGCAUGUGUUUUACAAACAUUAUUACGUACUCCUAACUGGAGGCCUCGAUUUAAAUUUUAUCACUGGACAUUAUCAUUUACCGGGCUGACCUUAAGUAUAGCCGUUAUGUUUAUGUCAAGCUGGUACUUUGCAUUAAUAGCUUUGGGAAUGGCUGGUAUCAUAUACAAGUAUAUUGAAUAUCGAGGAGCUGAAAAAGAAUGGGGAGAUGGUAUGCGAGGGUUAGCCUUAUCGGCUGCACGAUACAGCUUGCUUCGCUUAGAAGAUGCGCCUCCACACACAAAAAAUUGGCGACCUCAAAUACUUAUGCUUGUUAAUUUUAAUGCAGAUUUACCUAAAUAUAGAAAAUUAUUCUCUUUUGUAUCACAACUAAAAGCUGGAAAGGGAUUAACAGUUACUGCUACAGUGAUUGAAGGUGAUUAUAUGAAACCUAGCCAUGACAUUCAAGCUACUAAAAAAGAACUAGUGCGGCUAAUGGAUGAAGAGAAAGUUAAAGGCUUCGCAGAUGUAUUGGUAGCUAAAGAUACAUCAGAAGGAUUGAGUCAUUUAAUUCAAAUUGCUGGUCUCGGAGGUCUUAAACCUAACACUGUCAUACUAGGCUGGCCUAAUAGUUGGCAACAAUCUGAAAACGACCGUUCAUGGCAAGUUUUCUUACAAACCAUUCGGAUUAUUUCAGCAGCUAAAAUGGCACUUAUUAUUCCUAAAGGAAUUAGAGCAUUUCCGGAUUCUGCAACAAAAUUAUCAGGUACAAUUGAUAUAUGGUGGAUAGUUCAUGAUGGUGGUAUCCUUAUGCUCAUCCCAUUUUUACUGAAACAACAUCGAACCUGGAAGAAUUGUAAACUAAGGAUAUUUACAGUGGCGCAAACAGAUGACAAUUCAAUACAAAUGAAAAAAGAUCUCAAAACAUUUUUGUAUCAACUUAGAAUACCUGCUGAAGUUGAAGUUGUAGAAAUGACAAAUUAUGAUAUCUCAGCCUAUACAUACGAACGAACUUUAAUGAUGGAGCAAAGAACCCAAAUGUUAAGAGAACUGAGGCUCAACAAAAAGGAAACUUUUGGAAUGAUGCGUAAUAUCAUAGAUUUCAAUCGGGAAACAUUGACUGGAGAGAAUACACCACUGGUACAAUCCAUUAUUGACCAACACCAUAGAAAAGACUUAUCGGAAGGAAGAUCUGCCACAAAAGUUCGUUUCCAAGAAGAAACAAAUGCCCAAGACAAAUCAAAAACCAUGGAUGAUUCCGCUGAAAAACGCGCAAAUGAUAAUGAAGAUAAACCUGGUGUACUUAAAGAUCCAACAAAGAAAGAAACUACUGAUUCGUCUACUUCAACAUUGAGGCCUGAUGAAGAUAAUGUAAGGAGGAUGCAUACUGCUGUGAAAUUAAACGAAAUCAUUGUGAGCCGAUCGAGGGAUGCUCAGUUGGUAAUAUUUAAUCUACCAGGCCCACCCAAAAACACAGAGUCUGAAAGAGAAUCAAAUUAUAUGGAAUUUUUAGAAGUAAUGACUGAAGGACUUGAUAAAGUGUUAAUGGUCCGCGGCGGUGGUCGAGAAGUGAUCACAAUUUACUCAUAAGUAUCCUGAAGCUCAUAUGUUGUCAAUCAGAUUAAGAUUAUUUUAUUAGUCGUUGUGCAUUGGACUACUUCUUGGGGUUGUGUUUAUUGUUAAUUUCCCUAAACUAAUUUCGUUAAGUAUAUUAUAGAGUUUUUAAUAAUUUAUUCAUACAUUUACAUAGUUAAGUUAAUUGUUUAAUCUUGCAUAACAAUAAAUGGUUCAUGUCAGUUUAAGAUAUUAUUCAUCAUUUAAAAUACCAAAAAAAACUCAAAUUGAAAUCAAAAUCAUGUUUAUUUAAAUAAUUAUUUUACUUUUGUAAAAAUAAAUUCACUGCCAUUUAAUAUCUUUGUGAUUAAAAUAUUAAAUCAAUAUUCUUAUUUAAUUACAGAAAAUUAAAAAAAAUUUGAUAUAAUAGAACUUUUGCUUCACUAUUUAUCCGUAUACUCUUACUCGAUAGUUAUAAGAACACAUUGUUUUAUAUUACUUGCCCAUAGACUUUAAAUUAAUGCAUUCAUUUAUUGUUUAAAAUUCUACUAUGGUAAAAUUUUUAACUUUUUACAAAAAAAAAUUGUUUAAUUAAUGUGACUCAUUAUUUUCAUGUAUUACUUAAUUGAACAUUUUUUAUAAAUUAUUAUCAAGAUUUCGACCUAUAAACUUAAUUUCCCAUUAAAACUUUUACUUUCUUAACUGUAUUUUGAAAUAUCUAUGUUUUGCCACAAUUAUUGUUAUGCAAAUAGAAUAUUUUAUUAAGUUUACUUUUUCA
This is a messenger RNA of Daktulosphaira vitifoliae (grape phylloxera), 4454 nucleotides long. It is a transcript of the gene kcc, whose product is annotated as solute carrier family 12 member 6. The record is from RefSeq and is a predicted model, not a curated record. Gene Ontology annotation, cellular component: membrane. The transcript has 22 exons. Lineage: Eukaryota; Metazoa; Arthropoda; Insecta; Hemiptera; Phylloxeridae. Gene Ontology annotation, molecular function: potassium:chloride symporter activity. Gene Ontology annotation, biological process: potassium ion homeostasis; chloride ion homeostasis; chloride transmembrane transport. Bases 305 to 3712 code for a protein of 1135 amino acids.